AAAUGACGCUCUCGCUCUCGGCACUGAUCAUGUAUACGAGACAAGUAUAAUAACCGAUCAGAACGCAGCUCCAGGCGCGAUUGUGCGGGCGAAGCAAAAAUCCAUAAAAUCCAAAGCGAUUUUCUAUUCUUCCCGCCUCGUUUCGCUGUCUAUUUAUGUCACCUACUGUCACAUCGGCGCGCGGCUUACAUUGCUCGCUAAACAAGAAAUUGAUCAAACUUGUCGAGCCGAGCGCCCUUGCAUCGAGCUUCAAAAGCAUCCGUACAAUAUUAAAGAAGGAGUGGAGCUUGCAGUGCAAUAAAUAACAACAGCGGUAUAAGAAAGGAAGAGCAGCACGGGUGUCACUACGUCGAGGUUCGUCGACCGAGACGAGCCAAUGAGAGGAGGAGCCUCGGAUAUAUGGCAUGGCAUCAUCGGCAGGUUUUCAGGAAAGCCACGUGCAGUUGCUCCACAAAUGACUCGAGGACACGCGAGUCUGGCCCAUGCCGUGACGAUCUCCGCCGCUCGCCGACGACUUACAUUUCGGGAAGGGAAGAUCGAUUUCCUUCCUGUAUAUUUGGCACAAUCUGAGAGAGAGAGAGGCUUCUUUUUCCGAGCAGCGAGCCUAGGAGGCUCGAUCGCGAAAGAGAGAUGACAUGGAACACCGGCGCUGAUUCGCUCAUUUGGUUCUUGCUGUGCUCCGGGCUCUCUGUGACAUGGUAGGCCCAGCCUCAGGAAGCGUUCAGACCUUGUUCGACUUCACGAGGCUAGACCAACUGAACGAUUGGACGGAACAGUCCGACACUGCGAAGCCCAGUGGCAUGUCCAAGGCAGUUCUCGCGCUGCAAAAGUCUCAGCUCUUCCAGAGGGCCAUUUUCUUCAGUCUGUUCGUACCCAAGGCAAGUGGCGCGGGCUUCGCCGCCAUUCGCACAGAGACGAAUUUCGACUUGAGGGAAUACCAUUAUAUCGCCAUCAAGUGCCGAGGUCAGGGCGUGAACUUCAAAUACAAGAUGGUCUUGAGGCACAAGGGACUCGGCAGGGAUUCUGCCGUCUACGGGCAAGUUUUCACGGUAGCUGAAAACGAGUUUGCAACGGUGAAAUUGCCAUUAGGAGAUUUCAAGCCCUACUAUCGGGGCUUGCCGUUACCCUUGGAAACACAUCCAUUGGACUUAUCGGCAAUUACGAACAUGGGAAUUAAAGUCGACAAUGGACCGUAUCUGCCGGAUAAUCAGCCUGGAGUUUCGGCUUUGGAAAUCGAUUGGAUUAAAGCUGUUAAAUGAUUCAUACCUUUCGUUUUUGCAUUUUAUUUUAUUACACAAUAACUUGCAAGACGAAAAUUCUCAUUACACAAACUUUCAGUUAUAAACGGAUGUAUAAUUAGGUAUAAUCUGUAUACAACUUCAAAUUCAACAAUAUUUUGAAUAUACGUUUCAUACAUAAA
Molecule: messenger RNA, 1420 nt
Organism: Nasonia vitripennis (jewel wasp)
Lineage: Eukaryota; Metazoa; Arthropoda; Insecta; Hymenoptera; Pteromalidae
Exons: 3
Coding region: 696-1259 (187 amino acids)
Biological process (GO): NADH dehydrogenase complex assembly
Source: RefSeq, a predicted model, not a curated record